This is a messenger RNA of Mastomys coucha (southern multimammate mouse), 3628 nucleotides long. RefSeq names its product peptidase M20 domain containing 1 (gene Pm20d1). Gene Ontology annotation, biological process: amino acid metabolic process. Lineage: Eukaryota; Metazoa; Chordata; Mammalia; Rodentia; Muridae. The transcript is spliced from 13 exons. The record is from RefSeq and is a predicted model, not a curated record. Gene Ontology annotation, molecular function: hydrolase activity, acting on carbon-nitrogen (but not peptide) bonds, in linear amides. Bases 17 to 1528 code for a protein of 503 amino acids.
GCGCCUCCGGAGAGACAUGGCUGAGUCCUUUGUUAGCUUGCCUGCCUGGGCAGCUGCGCUCCUUCUCUUUUUCGCUACCGUCUCCGGAUCCACCGGCCCUGGGAGCAGAGAAAAUCGGGGGGCCUCACGGAUCCCUUCCCAAUUCAGCGAGGAGGAGCGCGUCGCUAUUAAAGAGGCGCUGAAAGGUGCCAUCCGGAUUCCCACAGUGUCUUUCAGCCACGAGAAAGCCAACACCACAGCCCUCGCUGAGUUUGGAGAAUACAUUCGCAAAGCUUUCCCUACAGUGUUCCACAGCUCCCUUGUCCAACAUGAAGUCGUGGGAAAAUACAGCCACCUGUUCACCGUCCGAGGCUCGGACCCGAGUUUGCAGCCCUACAUGCUCAUGGCUCACUUUGACGUGGUUCCUGUAUCUGAAGAAGGAUGGGAGGUGCCCCCGUUCUCAGGCCUGGAGCGCAAUGGCUUUAUCCAUGGCCGGGGUGCGCUGGACAACAAAAACUCUGUGAUGUCAAUCCUGUAUGCUUUGGAGCUCCUGUUGAUCAGAAACUACAGUCCCAAAAGAUCUUUCUUCAUUGCUUUGGGCCAUGAUGAGGAGGUGUCUGGGACAAAGGGGGCUCAGCAGAUCUCAGCACUUUUACAGGCAAGGGGUGUCCGGCUAGCCUUCCUUGUGGACGAAGGGAGCUUCAUCAUGGAAGGCUUCAUUCCGAACCUCAAGAAGCCGGUUGCCAUGAUUUCAAACACCGAGAAGGGUGCUCUUGACCUCAUGCUGCAAGUGAACAUGACUCCAAGCCACUCUUCAGCUCCCCCAAAGGAGACGAGCAUUGGCAUCCUCUCUGCCGCUGUCAGCCGACUGGAGAAGACACCAAUGCCGAACAUGUUUGGAAGUGGGCCAUUGGAGAAGACAUUGAAGCUACUGGCAAACGAGUUUUCCUUCCCUGCCAAUAUGGUCUUGAGGAACCUGUGGCUAUUUCGUCCCAUUGUGAGCAGGCUAAUGGAGAGGAAUCCCAUAACAAAUGCGCUGGUCAGAACAACCACAGCCCUCACCAUGUUCAAUGCGGGCAUCAAGGUGAAUGUCAUCCCUCCGUUGGCUCAGGCUACAAUCAACUUCCGAAUUCACCCUUCACAGACAGUACAUGAGGUCCUAGAACUUGUCAAGAAGACGGUGGCUGAUGACAGAGUCCAGUUGCAUGUGUUGAGAUCCUUUGAACCCCUGCCCAUCAGCCCUUCUGAUGACCAGGCCAUGGGCUACCAGCUGCUUCAAGAGACCAUACGAUCUGUCUUCCCGGAAGUCAAUAUCAUCGUCCCCGGUAUUUGUAUUGCCAACACGGACACCCGACACUAUGCCAGCAUCACCAAUGGCAUGUACCGGUUCAACCCCAUUCUCCUGAACCCUCAGGACUUCACUGGUAUUCAUGGAAUCAACGAGAAGAUUUCUGUUCAAAACUACCAGAACCAGGUGAAGUUCAUCUUUGAGUUCAUCCAAAAUGCUGACACCUACAGCCAGCCAGUGCCUCAUCUGCAUGAACUGUGAGGCAAGGAUCAAGCUGGGUGAGAGGUACCCGGCACUGGGCCAGGACUAAGGGGCGAGAGAGCUGGCAUAUAUGAAAGGUUUGGUGGAAACCAUCCUAUAAUUCACCUGCCUGGCUCCCUCCUCCACUCACCAGGGAAUGAGGUCCCAAGAGGAAAGGGAGAUGAAUAGAAUCUGGCCUGACUGUCCUGACAUCUGCGUUCUUCCUCCGAGUGGCACCUAUUGCCUUCUGGUGUGUCCUGCCUGUUGGCCUGUCUCAUGCUGGUUACUAACUAUUCCACUUUCCCAACUUGUCUUAACAAAUAGAGAUUUGGGGAAAACCUCAAGCAGGUUUUAUUACUAGAUAGAGUAUGGACUUCGGGUACUUGAACUGGACUGUCUUCUAGAAUUUCCUUCCUCCUGUCUUCUCUCCGACUCAGGAGCUGCCCCUUGGCCUCUCUCUCUUCCUACCUCUGCUUCCUUCCUCCAAUCUCCAGUUCAUUCCACAUCUGGAGUUAAGACUCAAACUGAGAAACUCCCAUGAUCGCAGUCAAAUAAAGGGGGUCUGUCCUCGUGAGCGUCACCUGGUCUCUGACAGGUGAGCUUGAGGUGGAGACUUUGAGAGAACCCCAGAACCUCCUGGUUCCAGAGGCUCGGGCUCUUGGGAUUUUGUUCCCCUUCUCUGCCCUGUUCCUGCCACCUGCUGUUGCUGCCCCACCCCAGGAAGCACUAAUCUGGGGAAGCAUUUUCCUGGCACAGUGUACAGGCUGAGCUCCCAAGAGAGGAACACUCAAGAUCGAUCCAGCUUCUCCAGUGGUGCCCAGAACCAGCAGCGCCCUGGCCCUGGCCCUGGCAUGUCCCAUUUCAGAAUGACCAAGGGGAAGUAGAGGAUAAGGAGGGGAGGUGACUUGAGAAGCUCUUCCCUGGGCAAGAGAAGCAAGGGGAGGUAGCCUCCAUUAAAGUGUAGCAGAGCUCCUGUCUUCUCUCUGGACUUCAACCCUAGGCGUAUUUGAAUGUGCCCAGUAGCUGCUAGGUGGGGGGCACUGGGAAGCAGCCUUUCUUGGCUCAAGGCCAGCAUCGCUGCUUUGUGGAUCACAAGGGAGUGGAGGUCACAAAGGGAGACACAGAAAUGGAGCUUGAAAGGCUCUGUCUUUUCCCCUCUCCAGACGAGGACCUCCUGCGUCUCCCAGGGGUUUGUUUGAUAGUUCUAGGUUUCCUUGCCCCCUCUUCAGAAAUCCCCGUUUUCCCUCGCUCCCAAGUCCUUACCUUCCUCCCAGGACGUGAACUGUUCCCUGAGGCUCUGGCUUAGUUGUUAACAUUUAGAAACAGUGUGGGGAUUAUUCAAGGUUUUUAGCUGCUCCUGCUAAGAUUCACAUUCCUACCCUCGCUCUCCCUUUUUGGCCAGUUUAGUACUUAUUCAGCCUUUGUUGAAGGGCAAGCUGAAGAACAAAAAAAUAAUCCUUCACUUUUGUACAGAGCUCUAUGAGAUAGUCUUAUAGACGCCUUAUCUCAGCCCUAUGAGCACUCUAUUGUUAACUUCUUCCUACAGAGAGGAGCUCCAUUAUGGAAACAGUGGUUCAAACCUUCAUUACCUUGCUCCUAAGCCUCGCCAGUAUUCUCUGACCCUGAAUCACCUAUUCCCCACCGGUUUCUUAUUUAAUUCCCAUAACUACUGUGGCAUGAGUGUGUACCCCGCGUUUGUUAUGUUGUAAACUUAAUCAUGAGAAAAGUAUUCAAGGGAGGGAACCUAGCCGACUGGGGGCUUGCCUUUGUAGGGUUAUUAGGAUUGGGCAAGGCCGUGGGGCUGAGCUCCAUCCUUGACUUAGUAAUGGCUUUUUAAGGAGUGAGUUUGAGGAAAUAGAUGCAUUUAAUCUCAUUUGGACAAUGGACUGUGAACACAUGUGUCAAAAUAUCAUAGUACUUCACCAAAUUAGAGAAAGAAAAGGGAAAAGAACAGAAGACACACAGGUUCAUACAUGUAUUCUGCAUCUUGCCAUAUGAAGUCCUAUACCAUCUCUUGCCCAAGAAGACCUAUCCAACAGGGAAAAAAAACAGUGUUGCCCACAUGAUUUUAAUGUUCCCAAGCUGUGAGCCAAAAUAAACCUCCUUUCUUUAUAUCUCAAA